Ambispora leptoticha is the source of this 621-nucleotide messenger RNA. NCBI's taxonomy places the organism in Eukaryota, Fungi, Glomeromycota, Glomeromycetes, Archaeosporales, Ambisporaceae. The record is from the annotation of a GenBank genome assembly.
AUGUACAAUCCAGUUCCACUGAUAAUUGAUACUAAAUUUAACAAAUCUAGCACUAAACCAGAAAGCAUUCGCCCAGGAUAUGACUUGAAAUAUGUAAUGGAUCAUUUAGUGAAAUAUGGUAGUUACAACUAUCAUCGCAUUGAAAACAUGUGUAAAAUGGAAAAGCAAUAUGAUGAUUUAUCAAUCAUUAAUCCCGGUGAAACACCACAACAAUGGGCCAUCCAUGUAAAGGAUGAAGUGCAAAAAUUGCGCUCUAGAGGAGUGUAUAGUAUAUAUCACACACAAUGUCUAUUCGCAUCAUCAGGGCAGGGAACGAUCAAAACAUUCUAUAUAAACCAUGAAGAAUAUAUGAAUCAUAUUAGCUACCGCAGACCCCAAAUACACAAAAGCAACGUAGCACUGUGCUUUGAGUGCUGGAGAGUAGUUACUGUUGAUAGAGAUAUAAAAACAGAAAAACAAUAUACUACUUCAAGGCGCAGAAAAAUAGAAAUAGAAGUAGUUUUACCUCUCACAUUCAAGCACAAAUGCAUGAAACCCUCACCAAUACCCCCAAAACCAUAUAAUAUAAAGCCAACAUGUCCACCAUAUCACGAUUAUACUAACAGAAGUUUACUAGAUUAG